UACCGUUGGGUGAGAUCUUGGUGUUUGUUUGGGAUGAAGUGUGUUCAUUUGUUGAGGGUUUGAGUUCGUCUGUAGUGCUGUAUGAGGAUGAAUUUGAUGUUGAUGAAGUUGGGUUGCUGGAGGAGGUGGUGUGUUGCCAGGGAUAA
Acaulospora colombiana is the source of this 146-nucleotide messenger RNA. Lineage: Eukaryota; Fungi; Glomeromycota; Glomeromycetes; Diversisporales; Acaulosporaceae. The record is from the annotation of a GenBank genome assembly.